Messenger RNA from Pseudogymnoascus destructans, 1334 nucleotides. RefSeq lists its product as uncharacterized. Gene Ontology annotation, biological process: carbohydrate metabolic process. The record is from RefSeq and is a predicted model, not a curated record. The transcript has 6 exons. Gene Ontology annotation, molecular function: polygalacturonase activity. NCBI's taxonomy places the organism in Eukaryota, Fungi, Ascomycota, Leotiomycetes, Thelebolales, Thelebolaceae. The coding region runs from base 369 to 1334 and encodes 321 amino acids.
AGCUCGGACCAACAUGCAGGAACAGAAAGUGCCAUGCCGCCCUUCUAUCCGGACCCCGCACGAUAAUCUCGGUCUAGACGACGCCGAAGAUGGGCGAUCUGGAGAGGGCUGAUGCACUUUCUUCGUCAAAGCGAUGGAAUUGCCUUUUCUGAUUCGUAUAAAAUCAGGUCCCUGCCCGCGACCCCCAGAAGAUCGCUGUACAGGUCAACUCGGACAAGGAAAUGGCGCAGAGAGCCGCAAUACCCUAAUUUUGUCCAGGGAGGUUCGUAGAAUAGAAAUAGGAGACAUCUACAGUUAAGUUUGUCGUAGCCCUGGCUUUCCCAGUUACUUCAUUCGACUGUGGUUUUGCAUGAACAGCGCGCCUAAAAAUGUGGUCGUCAAUCCCAACUGUGCUAACUCUAUUACUGGCCGUAUCCGGCUCAGUAGCUACCAAAGACAAGGACCACAGAAAGAGCUGCAUAGUCAAGAGCGGCGGCAGCAAUGCGACUGACGAUGCGCCGGAUGUUGAUGUUGAUAUCUACGACACUCUUCUGUGGAGUACUGAUAUCCAAUACUGGCUCAACAACUCCAUGGAUGUCGGAUACCAGAACCAGUCUACUGCAUUGAUAAUUGGCGGUGAUAAUGUUCGCAUCAACGGCCAUGGGACCGGAACGUUCGAUGCCAACACCGAUGGAGCGGAUACCAUCCGCUCGUCUCAUAUUACGUUUAACAACUGGACCGUUUACAACGGAGAUGACAGUUUGUCGAUGAAGGCCCAUAGCACCGAUAUCACCAUCAAGAACUGCAAGUUCCACAACGGCUUGGGUAUCGCGAUGGGAAGCAUUGGGCAUUACAACGACCAGUAUGAGACCAUUGAGAGAGUUACGGCCGAAAACAUCGAAUACGUAAACACACUUCAUGCUUUUUAUAUUAAGACCUGGACGGCCGAUCAGAACGGCUACCCACCUAAUGGAGGCGGGGGUGGUCUCGGAUUCGCAUCCGGCAUGAAGCUUACGUAUCUGACCACAACUUGUUUCCGGGGUGCCGCCUUCGCCAUCUCACAGCGUCCUCGAUUUUCCGGUGCUCCGGGCGUGGGCAAUUGCACCAACUCUGAGUUCCAGGUCCGAAACAUGGAGAUCGACGGCCUCUACGGCGAUAGCAAGUCAGCGAGGGUGGCGAGUCUGCAAUGCAGCGCCGUGGUGCCGUGCACAAAUAUCACGAUGGUCAAUGUUGGGUUGCACCUUACUAACGGCACCCCUGCUGCGCAGUACCUUUGCGGUAAUAUUGCGAACCCGAGCAGAUUUAACUGUACUGGCACGCCUUGCGUUGGGGGGAGUGCUACGGGGGAGUGUUAG